CAUUAACCAACCGUCAAGUUAUUAUUAAUUACUAAUUAAGAAAGUGUGAGAGAAUGAAUUGUUGAAAGAAAUCGAAAGAAGGGAGGAGAAGGGUGUCAAUGGCAGAGUGUUUGGGUGUUUCAGUUUCAACUCUUGGCUCAUUCUCUCUUAGUAGGCCCACAAUCUUUUAUCGAUCUCCCAUUAAUAUCUCUCUCUUUGCCUCUCAAUCUCAUUUCCCUGCUGCUGCAUUUGGUUAUUUGACACCUUCCAACCCACACCUGUACGCCGCUGUCUCCUCCGACUCCAAGGCCGCUACUUCGCUAGACCUAACUCAACCCGAUCUCGAUAAUAGCGGCGGCGGUGCUAACGGAAACGCUAACGGCGGCGGCGGUGGUGGAGGAGGCGGAGGAGGUGAUGAUAGCAAGGGCGAGGAAGGAUCGGACGGUGACAAGAGGAAAAUGGCUCUGUUGAUGUCUCAGAAAUUCACUCUAGCUUAUGCUGCACUCGUCGGAGUGGGUGGUGUAAUGGGUUAUCUAAAGAGUGGCAGCAACAAGUCACUUUUGGCUGGGGGUUUGUCUGCAUCACUGCUGUAUUUUGUUUAUACUGAGCUACCAGGAAGGCCUGUUUUUGCUUCAUCUGUUGGCCUUGGCAUAUCUGCUGCACUUCUUGGGGUGAUGGGUUCUCGUUUCAAGAAAUCCGGGAAGGUCUUUCCAGCAGGUGUUGUGUCACUUGUGUCCCUCAUAAUGACUGGUGGUUACUUGCAUGGAAUUAUGCGUAGUGCGCACUAAGUAACGAAGGUGGAUUGUAGGAUAGUAUAUUGUAAACUUCGCUGAAUGCAAUCUCUUCCUGCUGUUGUGAAGCUUGUGUUUUUGUCCUGUAGACCCUUGAUGCUUAUGUUGAUCAUACAUGUGGACUUUUGUUGUUAAAUAAGGACAUCGGAGUUUGAAGUUGGUUUGGCCAUCGUUUACAGGCAUGAUUGUUAUGCAAUGUUCUGCGCAAGUCGUAUUUGAGGAGUU
Glycine soja is the source of this 995-nucleotide messenger RNA. RefSeq names its product protein FATTY ACID EXPORT 2, chloroplastic-like. Lineage: Eukaryota; Viridiplantae; Streptophyta; Magnoliopsida; Fabales; Fabaceae. The record is from RefSeq and is a predicted model, not a curated record. Gene Ontology annotation, cellular component: membrane. Bases 99 to 767 code for a protein of 222 amino acids. The transcript is spliced from 3 exons.